Amphibalanus amphitrite is the source of this 3402-nucleotide messenger RNA. RefSeq lists its product as uncharacterized. NCBI's taxonomy places the organism in Eukaryota, Metazoa, Arthropoda, Thecostraca, Balanomorpha, Balanidae. The record is from RefSeq and is a predicted model, not a curated record. Gene Ontology annotation, molecular function: nucleic acid binding. The transcript is spliced from 3 exons. Gene Ontology annotation, biological process: DNA integration. The coding region runs from base 1 to 3402 and encodes 1133 amino acids.
AUGGAGUCGCAGCAUCGGUUCUCCCUGGACGCGAUAAGGCAGGCUCUCUACGCAGCUUUUGCGCUGGAUCAGUUCGCUGCCUUUGAGCGUUUUGAGUCCCGGAGGCUGGAGGCUGGGGAAUCCCCUGAUGUGUAUCUUGCCGACCUUCGUCGAUUGGCCGAGCUGUUCGGCGGCAUGCCGGACAGAUCGUGUGCGGCGCCGCAGGCGGUGCUGGACCUGUGGAAGUGUCGAGCAUCUGGCGGCCGGCUGUCCCCGACGCUCGGGAAACUUGGCAGGGGAGGACGCGUCACAGCCGGCGUCCUCUCCAACUCGACACUGAGCGGCGUGCUGCCAAUCACACGGCUGUUGGUGGAUGGUCAUUGCCGAACUGCGCUGGUCGAUUCAGGGUGCACUGAUAAUAUUAUCCAUCUGUCGUGCUGUGAGCGUUUUGUUAAACGCUCUGUGACCGUGACGACGGUGGGCGAUGAGAAGCUCUCCUGCAACGGUGUGGGUCGAGUCACCGUGGAGACAUCGUCUGGACAGAUGGCGGAGAUUUCGGUGCUGGUGAUGGAAAAGGAACCUUUGGGAGUGGACAUGAUCCUCGGCAUGGACGGGAUCUCAGCUCUGGGUGGAGUCAGCGUCAGGUCCCCGACAGAAGUAGUGUUCUGCGGUGUCGCUGUUGCGUUGGAGGCCGAUCUUUCUGUCGAUGCCCCUGACUAUAAAGUGCAGUUCGACCGGCGGGAGCAGACCUGGAAGGUGUCCUGGAAGUGGUCCGCUGGUUCCGCCCCAGAAUACUUGAAAAAUCAGGUCGCGAUGUACAAUAUUCCUGAAGGCAUUCGUGCGGACUUUGACGGAGAGCUUCGUCAGUGGGUGGCGAACGGCUGGCUGGUUCGGUACGAUGAGUCGCGGCUUGGACCUCCACGUGGACUUAUUCCGUUGAUGGCAGUCAAUCAGCCUAACAAGCAGAAGGUUCGCCCCGUAAUGGACUACAGAGAGCUCAACUCGCACAUCACGGCUCACACAGCUGUGGCCGACGUCUGCGCUGAGCAGUUGAGACGCUGGCGCAGACGCGGAGAAAAUGUGGCCGUCGUUGAUCUUCGCAGAGCGUACUUGCAGCUGCACGUGGACGAGCGUUUGUGGCCCUUCCAGACGGUGAUGUUGGAUGGUGAGCGCUUCUGUCUGACGCGGAUGGGAUUCGGUCUCAGCGUAGCGCCGGAAGUGAUGCGUGCCGUCGUGAAGAUGAUUCUGGAGCAGGACCCACUGGUGGAGCGUGGAGUCUUGGGCUUUGUGGAUGACCUGCUCGUGGACGAAUCGGUCGUCGAUGCCGAGUACGUUAUCGAUCACUUCCGUCGGUUUGGCCUAGAUUGUAAGCCGCCCGUGCGAGUAGCUGACGGCGCGCGUGUCUUGGGCCUGCGUGUGUCCAGUGGACACGAUGGACUGCAGUGGGCCCGAGACAGUCCGGUCGAGGCUCCCCCUGCCAGACUGACCCGGCGUGCCGUGUUUUCCUGGUGCGGCAAAAUCGUGGCCCAUUUUCCAGUGUGUCGCUGGCUGCGCCCCGCGGCUGCGUUUCUCAAGCGCAGGGUGAACGGCCUGACGCGUGGGUGGGAUGACGAGGUCGAAGAUGACGCUCUCCGGGAUCAGAUGCAGGAUGUUUCGACGCGGAUUGCGGAAUGCGAUCCGGUCCGUGGGCCGUGGUGUGUGAGCGGCCAUGCUGCAGUCGUGUGGGUAGACGCGAGCUCUCUGGCGGAAGGAGUGGUGAUCACGACACCAGAGGGCUGCGCGAUCGAGGACGCCAGUUGGUUGCGACGAGACGAGAGCUCGCACAUUAACCUCUCGGAGCUAGAUGCCGCAGUCCGAGGUUUAAACCUUGCCGUGGCAUGGGGGAUGAAGGACGUCGAGCUACGCACGGACUCUGUGAAUGUUCACCGAUGGCUCAGUGACGCACUGACCGGACGCGCGCGGCUCCGUACGAAGGCGCAGAGUGAGCUGCUGAUCCGGCGGAGGGUCGGCAUCGUCAGGCAGCUUGUUGAGGAGCUGUCCCUCAGUGUCUCUGUGACGCUGGUGCGUUCCUGCGAGAAUCGUGCCGAUGCGCUGACACGUGUGCCGGGAGAGUGGCUCCGUGCUGAUCAUCGCACAACUGUGGCUGCUGCCGUGGUCGUGCCCGCUGGAGAGACUCUAUCAGCUGCAAUCAGGGACGUUCACGAGAGAGCUGGUCAUCCCGGCGUUCGCAAAACACUGUAUUUUGCGCGCCGAGAUGUGACGAGGAGCGUCAGGCGUGCCGACGUGCAGCUGGUGGUGUCCCGGUGUGACAUCUGUCAGUCCAUUGAUCCGGCGCCCGUUCAGCUACCGCAUGGGUCUCUCGAGGUGCGCGGGCUGUGGGAGCGCCUGGCGAUCGACAUCACGCACUAUCAGACUCAAUCGUACCUGUCACUUAUCGAUUGUGGUCCAUCGAGGUUUUGUCUAUGGGGCCUGCUGCGCCGUCCAGACGCUGAAGCUGUGACCGAGUUCCUGAACAGAGUUUUCUGUGAACGCGGUGCGCCGUGUGAAAUACUCUGCGACAACGACACAGUUUUCCGCGGGCAUCGGUUCGCGGCGUUUGCGGCAAAAUGGGGCAUUGCGCUGCGAUUCAGAGCAGCGUAUGCUCCAGCUGGUAAUGGCAUCAUCGAGCGUAACCACCGCACUGUAAAGGUGAUUGCUGCUAGGAAGAGGUGUUCCAUUGAGGAGGCAGUGCACAUCUACAAUAUCACGCCACGGGACGGAGAGAAUGAAGAGGAGUCACCUGCAAGUGGCGUCUACCGAUACCGUGUGCGAGAUUGUGUGCAACACGCUGACCGCUCGCUCGAAGGUGCAGCGGAGGAUGUGCACCAGCCUGUGAGAGGCUUGGUGGCCGGCGAGCCGGUGUGGGUCCGCCAGCAGGGCUCUCGAUGCACAGACAGGUCACGGCCGGGCGUCGUAACCGCCGUGCUGUCACCAUGGGUGGUAGAAGUGGACGGGGUACCACGUCACGUCAAAGAUCUGCGGCGGCGGCAGGCAGUCUCUCCGCACCGUGAUGGAGCGGCUGCACAGCGAGGCGUGACGCGGUGCUCCGCCGGGCCUGCGGUUGAUGAUCCGCCGUUGCUCAUCACUACGAGCGUCGCGGCCCCCGACUCGGCGGCCAUCGUGGCCGGCGACCCGGCUGUGGCGCCCCGAGACUGCCUGGACUCGCCCGUGCGUCGCCCGGGGCGGGACGUGACCAGACUGGGUCGGUCGCGCGGCGCGCGGCCCGCGCCAGUGGGCUGGCGGAGUGUGCGGGGCGCGGGCGGAGUGAGCGUGACGGACUCGGACUCUGAGACGGACCGAUCGCAGACGGACUGGACGGGGCCCGUCUGCAGGAGACGACUACGCGUGUGCCGGUGCGUCUACAUUAGUCUUCACUCCAAGUAA